Molecule: messenger RNA, 6438 nt
Organism: Balaenoptera acutorostrata (minke whale)
Lineage: Eukaryota; Metazoa; Chordata; Mammalia; Artiodactyla; Balaenopteridae
Gene: BCORL1
Product: BCL6 corepressor like 1
Exons: 16
Coding region: 741-5807 (1688 amino acids)
Biological process (GO): negative regulation of transcription by RNA polymerase II
Cellular component (GO): nucleus
Molecular function (GO): protein binding; transcription corepressor activity
Source: RefSeq, a predicted model, not a curated record
GGGUCUGGCCUCGGCCGGGGGCGAAGGUAGAUCGGCGGGGCCGCCAGCGGAGGGAGGGAGGCCCGCGGCAGCGCGGCGGCGGCGAAGGCCAGCUUCCGCGGAGUUUGUGCCCGGGCUUCCCGGGCUCCGGCAGCCUCAAGCGCACAAAUGGGGCUAGGGGAUUGACUGGGUCGGCGUGGCCAAGGACGGCUAGUCUCGGAGGGAAAGUAGCCACCAGUCCAACUCGGGUCGCCCCCACUAUUACUUCGGGGGAGUGGCCACAGCAGGUCCUAGCUGGUGGUGAGUGGCUGUCAUGAUCUCUACAGCACCGCUCUACAGCGGCGUGCACAACUGGACCAGUUCUGACCGGAUUCGCAUGUGUGGCAUCAACGAGGAGAGCAGUCAUUGCCAGCAGUGGAACCCUCCCACUUCUGCCAGCCUAGAUGCCUUUUAAAGGGAACAAGCCUUUCCCCCCGGUUAGUCCCUUCUGGAGCCCUGAAAAGAUGGGGAGAGGCCCACGGUGAUCCCCUUGCCUUUUUUGCUUCUCUUGCCCCAGAAGAGCACCUCUUUCUGAUGAGGAGUCCACGACAGGUGACUGCCAGCGCUUUGGAUCUCAGGAGUUUUGUGUCAGCAGUUUUUCCAAGGUGGAGCUCACGGCAGUUGGAAGUGGCAGCAAUGCCCGGGGGGCAGACCCAGAUGGCAGUGCAACAGAAAAACUUGGGCACAAGUCAGAAGACAGGCCUGAUGACGCCCAGCCGAAAAUGGACUAUACUGGGAAUGUGGCAGAGGCAGGGGGCCCCUUGGUGUCACUGAGCAGCCCGGGAGAGGGGCUCAAGCUUCCCACUUCCGACGGCCUGGAGGCCAGCAACGGCACGGCGGACUGCUCCUGGACGCCCCUCAGCACCCAAAUGAGCAAACAGGUGGACUGCUCGCCAGCUGGGGCGAAGGCUUUGGACUCUCGGCAGGGUGUCGGGGAGAAGAAUACUUUCAUUUUGGCAACUCUAGGAACUGGCGUCCCCGUGGAGGGCACCCUGCCUCUGGUUACCACUAACUUCAGUCCGCUGCCAGCCCCCAUCUGCCCCCCGGCUCCCAGUUCAGCCUCUGUCCCCCCAUCUGUUCCAGAUCCAUUCCAGGUCCCCCUCUCCGUCCCCGCCCCAGUGCCCCAUUCCGGGCUCGUUCCCGUCCAGGUUGCCACUUCGGUUCCGGCCCCUUCCCCUCCCUUAGCACCAGUCCCGGCUCUGGCUCCGGCGCCACCAUCAGUGCCCACACUCAUCUCCGAUUCGAGCCCUCUUUCGGUUUCGGCCUCAGUCUUGGUGCCCGUGCCAGCUUCUGCUCCCCCGUCGGGCCCCGUCCCCCUGUCGGCUCCGGCCCCUACCCCCAUCUCAGUCCCAGUUUCAGCUCCUCCCUUGGCUCUGAUCCAGGCUCCCGUGCCCCCUUCGGCUCCGACCCUGGUCCUCGCACCUGUCCCCACUCCAGUUCUGGCUCCGAUGCCGGCGUCCACGCCUCCGGCAGCUCCCGCCCCUCUGUCGGUGCCGAUGCCCACCCCGACCCCGUCCUCUGGCCCGCCUUCUACCCCCACCCUCAUCCCUGCCUUUGCUCCCACGCCGGUGCCUGCACCCACCCCAGCCCCAAUCUUCACUCCAGCCCCCACGCCCAUGCCGGCUGCCACGCCCACUGCCGUUCCCACCUCUGCACCUAUCCCGGCGUCCUUUAGUUUGAGUCGAGUGUGUUUUCCUGCAGCUCAGGCACCAGCUAUGCAAAAAGUCCCCCUGUCCUUUCAGCCAGGGACAGUGCUGACCCCAAGCCAGCCGCUGGUCUAUAUCCCGCCUCCAAGCUGUGGGCAGCCACUCAGCGUGGCCACACUGCCAACCACCCUGGGAGUCUCCUCCACCCUUACACUCCCUGUCCUGCCAUCCUACCUGCAGGACAGGUGUCUCCCUGGGGUGCUGGCCUCCCCAGAGCUGCGGUCUUACCCAUAUGCAUUUUCUGUGGCCCGGCCUCUGACUUCGGAGUCCAAGCUGGUCUCUCUGGAGGUGAACAGGCUCCCCUGCGCUUCCCCGUCCAGCAGCACCAGCACCCAGCCGGCACCCGAUGGGGUCCCCGGGCCUUUGGCAGAUACUUCCCUCUCCACUGCUUCUGCCAAGGUGCUUCCACCACCACAGCCUCUGCUGCCAGCCCCCAGCGUGAGCUCAGCCCCACCGCAUCCUGCCAAGAUGCCAGGUGGCAACGAGCAACAAACAGAAGGGACUUCCGUCACUUUCUCUCCCCUCAAGUCACCUCCACAGCUGGAGCGAGAGAUGGCCUCUCCGCCCGAGUGCAGUGAGAUGCCCCUGGACCUCUCCUCCAAGUCCAACCGGCAGAAGCUCCCGUUGCCGAACCAACGCAAGACGCCUCCCAUGCCCGUGUUGACCCCCGUGCACACCAGCAGCAAGGCCCUCCUCUCCACGGUCCUGUCUAGGUCCCAGCGCACAACCCAGGCUGCCGGCAGCAAUGUCACCUCAUGCCUGGGCUCCACUUCCUCGCCCUUCGUCAUCUUUCCUGAGAUCGUGAGGAACGGGGACCCAAGCACCUGGGUGAAGAACUCCACUGCGCUGAUCAGCACCAUUCCCGGCACCUACGUGGGAGUGGCCAACCCAGUGCCUGCAUCCCUCCUGCUGAACAAAGACCCCAACCUGGGCCUCAACCGAGACCCCCGCCAUCUCCCCAAGCAGGAGCCCAUCUCUAUCAUCGAUCAAGGAGAGCCCAAGAGCACUGGUGCCCCCUGUGGCAAGAAGGGCAGCCAGGCUGGGACUGAGGGACAGCCAAGCACAGUCAAGCGUUACACCCCAGCCCGCAUCGCCCCUGGGCUGCCGGGCUGCCAAACCAAGGAGCUCUCCCUCUGGAAGCCCACGGGGCCAGCAAAUAUUUACCCACGGUGUUCAGUCAACGGGAAACCCACCAGCACCCAGGUCCUGCCUGUUGGCUGGUCACCAUACCACCAGGCGUCUCUGCUUUCCAUCGGCAUUUCCAGUGCCGGGCAGCUGACCCCCAGCCAGGGGGUGCCCAUCAGGCCCACCAGCGUCGUUUCUGAGUUUUCUGGUGUGCCGUCCCUUGGCCCUGGUGAAGCUGUGCAUGGACUUCCCGAGGGGCAGCCACGGCCCGGGGGCCCCUUUGCUCCAGAGCAGGACACGGGCACAAAGAACAAAACUUGCCGAAUUGCUGCCAAGCCUUACGAGGAACAAGUGAACCCUGUCCUCCUGACGCUCAGCCCUCAGACAGGGACCCUGGCACUGUCUGUGCAGCCUAGCAGUGGGGACCUGAGAGUGAAUCAGGGGCCUGAGGAAUCAGAGAGCCACCUCUGCCCCGACAGCACUCCUAAGCUGGAAGGCCCCCAGGGGGCUUGCGGCCUGAAGCUGGCAGGAGACACGAAGCCUAAGAACCAAGUGCUGGCCACCUAUAUGUCCCAUGAGCUGGUCCUGGCCACCCCCCAGAACCUGCACAAGAUGCCCGAGCUGCCUUUGCUACCUCAUGACAGCCACCCCAAGGAACUCAUCUUGGACGUGGUCCCGAGCGGCAAGAGGGCCUCCAGCACAGACCUUUCACAGCUCGGAAGCCAGGUGGACCUGGGGCGGGUGAAAAUGGAGAAGGUGGAUGGUGAUGUGGUCUUCAAUUUAGCCACCUGCUUCCGGGCCGAUGGCCUCCCAGCAGCUACCCAGAGGGGCCAAGCUGAAGUGCGGAGUAAGGCCGGGCAGGCUCGAGUGAAACAGGAAAGUGUAGGUGUCUUUCCUUGCAAGAACAAGUGGCAGCCAGACUCGGUGGUGACCGAUGGGGUGACCGAAUCUCUGCCGCCCAAGAAAAUGAAGUGUGGCAAAGAGAAGGAUGGUGAGGAGCAGCAGCCACAAGCCAAGGUUAUGGUCCGGAGUUCCCAUGGACCCAAGUGCCGGAAGCCACCUAGUGACCCCCAGGAACCCACCAAGAAAAGCUCCAGGGGGGCUUCAGAUUCAGGAAAAGAGCACAAUGGAGUCAGGGUAAAGCACAAGCACCGGAAGCCAACAAAGCCAGAGUCCCAGUCUCCAGGAAAACGAGCCGAUGGCCACGAGGAAGGUUCCUUGGAGAAGAAGGCAAAGAGCAGUUUCCGUGACUUCAUCCCCGUGGUCCUGAGCACCCGGACGCGCAGUCAGUCUGGAAGCAUCUGUAGCUCCUUUGCUGGUAUGGCAGACAGUGACAUGGGAAGCCAGGAAGUCUUCCCCACCGAGGAGGAAGAGGAGGUGACCCCCACCCCGGCCAAGCGUCGCAAGGUGAGAAAGACCCAACGGGACACCCAGUAUCGCAGCCACCAUGCCCAGGACAAGACCCUGCUGAGCCAGGGCCGCAGGCACCUGUGGCGAGCCCGAGAGAUGCCCUGGAGGACAGAGGCUGCCCGGCAAAUGUGGGACACCAACGAGGAGGAGGAGGAAGACGAGGAGGAGGGCCUGGUGAAGAGGAAGAAACGGAGACGGCAGAAGAGCCGAAAAUAUCAGACUGGGGAGUACCUGACUGAACAAGAAGAAGAGCAGCGGCGGAAAGGGAGAGCAGAUUUAAAGGCCCGUAAGCAGAAGACUUCCUCCCAAAGUUCGGAGCACCACCUCAGGAACAGGAACCUUCUCUUGCCCAACAAAGCCCAGGGGAUUUCAGAUUCACCAAAUGGUUUCCUCCCAAAUAACCUAGAGGAGCCAGCCUGCCUUGAAAAUUCAGAAAAGCCAUCAGGAAAACGAAAGUGCAAGACCAAGCACAUGACGACGGUCUCAGAAGAGGCAAAGGGCAAAGGGCGUUGGAGCCAGCAGAAGACACGCUCUCCCAAAUCUCCCACCCCAGCGAGACCCACAGAACCAUGCACGCCCUCGAAGUCCCGAAGUGCUGGCCCAGAGGAGGCCUCCGAGUCACCUGCAGCCCGGCAGAUCCCCCCAGAGGCUCGUCGGCUCAUAGUGAACAAAAAUGCUGGCGAGACCCUCCUGCAGCGGGCGGCCCGUCUUGGCUAUAAGGACGUUGUUCUCUACUGCCUCCAGAAAGACAGUGAAGAUGUGAAUCACCGUGACAACGCUGGCUACACGGCCCUGCACGAGGCCUGCUCCCGGGGCUGGACUGACAUCCUGAACAUCCUGCUGGAGCACGGUGCCAACGUAAACUGCAGCGCGCAGGACGGCACAAGGCCAGUUCAUGAUGCGGUGGUCAACGACAACCUGGAAACCAUCUGGCUCUUGCUGUCCUACGGGGCUGACCCCACGCUGGCCACCUACUCGGGACAGACGGCCAUGAAGCUGGCCAGCAGCGACACCAUGAAGCGCUUUCUGAGCGAUCACCUCUUGGAUCUUCAGGGCCGGGCAGAGGGUGAUCCUGGCAUUUCCUGGGACUUUUACAGCAGUUCUGUGUUGGAGGAAAAAGAAGGGUUUGCCUGUGACCUCCUACAUAAUCCUCCUGGGAGCUCCGAUCAAGAAGGAGAUGAUGUGGAAGAGGAUGAUUUUAUGUUCGAGUUCUCAGACAAGCCUCUUCUCCCUUGCUACAACCUCCAGGUGUCAGUGUCCCGCGGGCCCUGCAACUGGUUUCUCUUUACCGACGUCCUGAAGAGGCUGAAGCUUUCCUCGAGGAUCUUUCAGGCUCGGUUCCCGCACUUUGAAAUCGCCACCUUGCCCAAGGCCGAGUUCUACCGGCAGGUGGCCUCCAGUCAGCUGCUGACCCCCGCCGAGUGGCCUGGAGGCAUGGACGCCACCUCCGCCCCGGGCUCCUCUGAGACUGUGGAGCUGGUGCGGUACGAGGCGGAGCUGCUUCGGCUCCUAGGGUCUGAGGUGGAGUUCCAGCCUUGGAACAGUUGACCGGGAAAACAGCCCCUCCCUUUUCUUCUUUCUCCUCCCAAGUUCACCCUUCCCCCACCUCCCAUGUCUUUCCCCCACCGAGCACCAGACUGCAGAAAGAGGCAAUAAUACGGACCAACAAGAAGCCGCCUUAUCAAUGCCAGCAUUAGUGACUGGAUUGUUUUUUGUUUUUUGUUUGGUUACAGUUAGUUCUCAUCUCCCUGUCAUCGUCAUUGUUGUCGUGGUUGGUGACGGGGGUGGAAAGUUGAACUCCACGUCUGAGGACAAGAGGUCCCAGGGGUGGUGGGAGGUGGCGCCAGGGUCCCUUGGACUGGCCUCCUUGUGUGUGACCAAGACCAAACCUGGGCCCUGGGUGGCCACGGGCUGUCCGGAGGAGAAAUGAGAAAAGCCCAAAUCUCUGAGCGCCCCCUCUGUUCCCCUGUGUUCUUUUGUCUUCCAUAGUAUUUAUUUUAUUAGUAUUUAAUUUGUAUUGUUUCAUUGGUUUCUGAUAAGUCUGUAUCACUGUGACGAUUUGAGACAACUUGUUGUAUUGAGGGACUUUCUUCACCUCCUUUCUUUGUCUUUCUCGAUUAAGCUCUGAAGCUGUUCCCUCCCUCUGAAAAAGUUACUCCCAGGUUUUUUUCCACCACUG